CAACAACAAAAUUCAACAACAUCCGGUCGGAUAUUGUUGAAUAUACCAUGUAAAGUUUGUCAUGAUUAUUCAUCCGGUAAACAUUAUGGUAUAUUCGCUUGUGAUGGUUGUGCCGGUUUUUUCAAACGAUCAAUACGUCGUAAUCGACAAUACAUAUGUAAAGCACGUGGUUCAUCCGCAAAUCGAUGUCUGGUGGAUAAAACACAUCGUAAUCAAUGUCGUGCAUGUCGAUUGAAAAAAUGUCUACGUGAAGGUAUGAAUAAAGAUGCUGUACAAGAAGAACGUGGUCCAAGAAAUUCAACAUUACGACGACAAGUUGCAUUGAAUAUGUGUGCACAGUCAUCAAGUUAUGCUGCUGCGGCAGCAUUAGCUGCUGCUGCUUAUGCUGGCCACCAUCAUUCACAUUCACAUUCACAUCCACAUCAUCAUAAUCAUCCACUUUCAUCACAUACAACAACAUUUCCAUAUUCACAAUCAUCGUCAUCAUCAUCAACAUCGACUGCUGCUACCGUUCCUGUUGCGCAAACAUUUCCGUUUCCAUCAACAAUUUCAUCAACACCAUCAACUGGAUCUGCAUUUGGACCACCGCUACCACCACUACCACCGCCACCAACAUCAUCUUCUGCUCAAAAUUUUCCACUAAUUCCUUAUGGUCAUCAUCCAUCAACAUUAAUAAAUCAACAUCCAAUGGCAAAAACAACAAUAUCCGGCACAUUUGAUCCAUACAUACGAUUCAGAGCCACAUCGAUGAAUAAUCAAAAUUUGACUACAAAUCAUCAUAAUAAUAAUCAUGAUAAUGAUGAUUGUCAAUCACAAAAUUCAAAAAAUAAAUUGAAUCAGAAAAUUAUUCCAAGAUCUGAUCAAGAUGAUGAUGAUGAUGAUGAUGGAAAUCAUGGCGAUUUAGAUGAAAAUGAAAGCUUGAAACAACAAAAAAAUCAACGUAGUAGAAAAUCAAUGAAAAAUUCAAAUAAUGUAAAUAAACAUGAGACAAACAAUAUUAUUUUGGAUCAUCAUCAUGGAUCAUUAUCAUCAUCGUCAUCAUCGUCAUCGUCAUCAUGUUUAUCAUCAAGAUCAUCGUCAUUAUCACCAUCAUCGAAAAAUACAGAAAUCGAUACAGUCACCAAUAAUAAUAACAACAACAUAUCACAAAUUAUUAUCAUCGUAUUCUUUUCGAUACAUUAG
This is a messenger RNA of Dermatophagoides farinae (American house dust mite), 1182 nucleotides long. The record is from RefSeq and is a predicted model, not a curated record. Lineage: Eukaryota; Metazoa; Arthropoda; Arachnida; Sarcoptiformes; Pyroglyphidae.